AACCUCCUUCUCACAAUGAGGUGGUACAGGCUGUCUUCGAAGCCUGGUCAGAAAGAGAAGGAGCGAGGAGAGAUUCAGGUGAUCAUAGAGUUUGUGCGCAAUAACAUGACAGCCAGCAUGUUCGACCUGUCCUCAAAGGAGAAGCCCCGCUCAGCACUGGGCAAACUGAAGGACAGGGUGAAAGGCAAGAAGAAGCUCGAUAAUCCUCUGAUGGCCGAGUCUGCGUCAGCCAUUGUGCCGAGCAGUGUGGGGCAGAUCAUCAGUGAUGAGGAGUUCAAUGAGAAGGAGACGCUGCAGAAGAGGCCCAAGAAGGGUUUCUUCUCGAAACCCAAAUUACAUCGGUCAUCACUGACAAAGUCCAACAGCUCCCUCAGCUCCCAGCAAAGUGUGAAGUCGCUGGAAAGUGUCAGCAGCAGCACUGGGCCUGUGACAGUAACAUCGCCCAAAGCCACUGGAGCUCCGUCUGGGUUCCAUUCUCUGUUUAAUGAGACAGUAGAUGACAAUCCGUCCUUACCUAAGAAAAUGACGCACAAGAGGGCUCUUAGUGACGAGGUUGGCCAGACGAAUGUACCCAAUAUCAAAGGCCUUGCACCAAAGACAAGCCCAUUGUCCAGGUCAUCGCUCUGCAUCAAUGGGAGCCACAUCUACAGUGAGGAGCAUGCCUCCAAAUCACCUUCUAAUUUAUUCCCUGAAUUGACGUCCCUGUCCCAUUCCUCCCAGGAUAUUGCAAGCAAGAAAGAGCCCCCUCCUUGGCCACCUUCCCUGGAUGAGUCUGAGGUGACAUCCAGGGACACAACAAAGAUGGAGGCCAGGCUGAUCCCUCCAGUCAUCAGAGUGGCUGAUGAAGAAGGUGCUCCCGUCCUGACUGGAGACAGUGAGAAGAAGGAGGAAGUCAAAAGCACAUGGAGUCCCAAGCCCAUUCAUGCUGCUGCUCCCAUUAUCUCCACCAUCGAGCCAACAAAGAACAUCCCAGAUGAGACUAAGAAGGCCAGCAUUUUCCCCUUUGGAAGUGAGAGCAAAGAUUCCGAAAGCAAGAGAUCCCGGACUCCCUCGCCUGUGAGGAAAUGCAGUUCUUUGGCGGAAAAGAGUAAAGGCAGUGGCUGGUUCCUGAAGGAUGCGAAUCACAAACCAAGCCUGGAAGUGUCUCCUAUGGUAGAAACCAAUUCAAAUGCUCCCUCGUUCUUUCCUUGCUUACCAUUACAUCCUCCUCUUCCUGUUCCUCCUCCGUCUCUUCUUCGUCAUUCUCUUCAUACUUCGACCAAUCCUGGCUCACCAGAUUGCGCAACUAACACUAACCUUUUCACAACUGCUGAGGAAGCCCCUGGGUCAUCCUCAAAGCCAACUACCAAUCCUUUUUUCAAUGCCCUACAGAGUAACCCUUUCUUUGAGGAUCUCUUAGCUGAUCAGAUAUUAAAGUCUCCUCCAUUCACUUCCUGUUUCUCUAGUUUAAACUUUGGGUCUCAAGGUGUACCUGAUGUGUCAGUUCCCUCCUCAAAUACAGCCGAUUCCAAUGAAAGCGAUUUGUUUGACUUGGCAAAAUCUAUUGCCAAUGAAGAGGUUGCUGCCAGCCCACUUCCUGCCCCAGCUUCUACAAUGGCCAGAGAAAGUACAAGCUCCUUCCAAAGGCUAGAGACUUCGGAUCCAUUGGUCAACCUAGAUUCAGCCGUGUGGUCAGCUGUCUUCCCUGUACUGCCACCUGAUGCUGAGGUUAAAGGUGAAGUAAUGCAUGCACCGUUAGCCCAAACAAGCGUCCUGUCAACGGCAGAUUUGAAAGUCACUGCCCCUUUCAAAACCAAACAAAUGAAAACGAUGUAUCAGGGAGAAGCGGAAUGUUCCUCCAUGUUCGUUCCAGCAGUGGAUCACAAGACUGUCGAUAUGAAUCCUUCGGUUCCAACUCCAAAUACCACAUCAAUCCAUGUCAAUAAUUCAAGUGGCAGCACUUCGAAGAACAUCUCUGGACAGCAGGCCAAAGAACCCAAGAAUGAUGCAUCUUCCAAUAUAAUGCUGAAAGGAACCACUACAGACAAUGCAAAACCCUUAGAUAUUAGAACUUGCUCACUACAGGACACUACCCUUUCGCCAUCCAUUGAGCUGCCAUCCAAGGUGGAAGGUGGUAGCUCAUCUCCAAUGAUUCAAAAUGCUGCCCUUAACAAAGAAAGACAUGCUUUUGUACCAGAACUGAAAACUGAGCUUGAACCAAACACUGUAUGUGAGUCUUCUGUCAUACACCAAGAAAAGAUCACAAACAAUCAUAAUGUGGAGAAACUGUCAGCACUGAAGGAAAGUGACAGAAACCCAAGGGAUACUGCCAAACACUCGGAGAGUUGUCAGUAUGUUGGAAAUUCUCUAUUAUCGGUAUAUGCACCAGAGGUCACUUCAGAUGAGAGUGAUGGGACAACAGGAGCCAAAAAUACGAAAGCCAACAUUGUGCCUUUAUUCCAAGAUGGUGAGGAUAAUAUUCAAGGUAAUGUUUGUCCAUUCAGUUCCCAAGGUUUCUUUGGCAAAGAUGACAAACAGUACUCUAAAUAUGGUCAAUGUGUUCUCACAGUGGAGCACAAAUUCCAGAAUGUAGACAUUCCCUGUGAGGAUGCAGACGGGAGCCCAGCGACCAUUGAAGCUGAAAAAGAGAGGUCUGAAUUCCUCGUCCAAUCGGACACUGAGUUUAUACAGAUUGGGCCUCCACCUCCCAAACCGCCCAGAUCACUUGUUUGCACCAAUCUGGGUUUGGAAGAGACAGUCCACUUGAUGAAGGAACAGAAAAGAGAAAAGGAGAUGCCAUUUGACCUUCCAGAAAGUUCAUCGCAGUCUGUAAAUUUAGCGGAGCGACAGUCAGAUCAAAGGUUUGAACAAAAGGCCUCUCUUGUGGUCUCAUGCCCAGCUGUUGAUGAGGUAAAUCCUGAUCGGACUGAUUUUAUUGCUGCAGAGUCUGCCGCUAAGGAGCUUGUGGAUAAUAUUAGACCAUCAAAAGAUGUGGUAACUAAGGGAGAAGCCUCUUAUGGGACCGUUGAGUUGAGUGCAAAUGAGAGGACAGGGGUUGAGCACUAUAAGACCUGUCUUUCUGCGCUCUCAGUGGAGGGAAUAAACACAUUGAUUGAUGAUGGAAAUUCAAACAAAUUGGAUGAUUUCCACCAACCUCUUUCUUUGGGGCUAAUUGAAGUCCACCAGGCUAAGCAACCUGUUAAAUUACAACCCAGUUUGUUGAAAACAACUGCUGCAGUGAACUCACUAGAGGCCAUCUCACCGGCAGAGGAGAAACCACCACCAAUCCAGAAAAGCUGCAAUGCAUUUCUGAAAGAGGAGGCCAGCUUGUUCUUGCCUGAUCAGACUGACCAGUCAGAGCUGGAGUUCAUAUCAGCCGUUGAGGAACUGCCGCACAAAUCCAGUCCUAUCUUGUCUGAGUGCACAAUGUCAUUGGGGAGUGAUAUUGAGUUCUCUGGAGAGCUGAAGUCUGAAAUGAGUGAAGCAGCUGGAAAGAGUAGGGGGGCUUCCACACUGAUAAAUCCUGAGCAGACACUAAUUGGGAACAUGGAAGUGGAAACUCAGAAUGGCCAAACCAGCAAGAUUGUGUGUCAGAGUGUUGGGGUCAGGCCUUCCCCAUCCUGCGUGCCUGUGACACUUGGAGCAGAAAUGGAACAGCAAACCAGAGGAGAAGAAGCCAACUUGGCUGAGCAUUCUCCGCCUGAUCUUUGUCCAUCUUUGACUGUACGAUCUGACUGGGGGCAGAUUUCAGAAAAAGCCAAUGGUAUGGCCUAUAAAAGCGAGCCUUCUGCCCAGAAUGUUGACCUCCAGUCUAUCAGCAACGGUAGGCCAGUGACUGAGGAUCGCUCUUUAUCUGCACCCCAUAGCUACUCUGCUGCCUGUGACUCCUCCUUUGAGGGAGGACUGAGCUUUAAAGAACUUCAUUUAAAGGCUGCACCGCAUGCCCUUCCAGUCACUAAUUUUACUAGGGCACCGCUGGCCCAUCCUCCACCAAGUAACAAGCCUUUGGCCUUCUCUACCCCUUAUCCUGUGGCUGUAACUAACUCUAGAGUACCCAAUCUCCCCUCUCCCAUCUUCUUCCCUUCGAAUGUUAUUCCCCCGUCAGAGACCACACAGCCAGCGGUCACCCCCCAUCACUCGCUGCAGUCCAGUGGUUCGAAGGUGACGCCGCUUACGGUUUUGCCCCGGGAGACACAGCCAGCUGAGAUGCCUUCACCUCAGCAGAGAAUCAGUCCUCAUCCCGUGAAGCCAAUCAGCAAUACAGUGCAGAUUACAGAGAAGAAAUCUGGUCUGUCAGGGAUUGGCAGCACUUUAAGCAGCGGGCUUGAGAAACUGAAGAAUGUGACCACAGGAAGUAUCAGCCCCAUCAGAUUACCAACACCCGGUCAGGAGGAGCAGGAAACAGUCAAGGAAUCCAAGCCCACUGACCCAGUCGCUCGUUACUACCACCUGACUCAUGAUGAACUCAUCAAAAUAAUUCUGCAGCAGGAGUUGGAGAUGAAGAAGAAGGAGGAACAUGUGCGAGAUUUAGAAGAAUACAUUGAUAUAGUGUUAGUGCAAGUCAUGGAGCAAAAGCCCAGCAUUCUCCAAGCAGUGAGUGAAAAGAUGAAGAACAAGGCAGUUAACAAAUGAUACAGCCUUGUGACUGUGGAAGGGUUUCCUCUCUACCCCUUAUACUAGUAAAUGCUGGAACCAAAUAAUACAACAGAUUUAAUCAUUUUCCUGCUGUAGAUGCCCUGUGUUUUUAAAAUGAUUGUUCCAAGAGAGACAUUCGUAAUCCGCUAAAGAGAUGGUUAAAGGGGAACAUGACUUAGUCACACUUUAGCUGGAACAGUGUUUUCACAGUUGCAGCCAGAAGGCAAAUGCAGCUCUGAUUUGUUGGUUGGAUAAGAGUCGGGAAUUAAAUUAGAGGAACCUAUAGUUAAUGGGCAUGAUCCUGCAGCAUCAAGCUUAUCCUAUAAUUCAGCACAGAUUGACAACAAAUUGGCAGUUUUAUUUACAGGCCACGAAUGUUUGCUGUGCAAAAUGUAAGUUCUGAAAGAGAAAAAUAUUCAGAGCUUGCACGUAAGGAGACUUCCCUCUGGUUGAAGCAAAGUUAACAGUAGUUUUAAACUGCAUAUAACCUGUGCUAUAUACCAAGUACCUGUGCCUUUGCAAGCAUGCAACAAGUCCCAUAAAAUAUGUUCAUUGUUUUUCAUUUAUACUCAUCUUCCAGCCAUCUGUUAGUACACACUUUUUUGUACAAAAAACAAUGUCCUAUUUGUUUUUCUCAUCUGUUUUGGCUCUGUAACCAUCUGAUAUCUAGGAAUAAGAAAGCUUCUCUAUGCAAUUUAACUGUUAUUGAUGUGACAGAACUGAUGACCUUUCAAAAGAACAAUAACUGACCAUAUACUUUGCCACUGCCUAUUUCUUCCACUCACCAAUCAGUACUGGAGAAAUUGCAUUCAAGUGACCGCAGUUUCCUACUAUUCCCUCAUGGACUUGUGACUCUCUUCAUGUCUAGAAGUUAUAUAAUCCAACCAGUGUAUUGUGUCAGAGCCUGAACUGAUUGUCGCCUUCUAUCCACACUGGAGCACUUUCUGAUAAGGUUCAAAGGAUUGGCACUAGGAAACUGCCCUGCUUCAUUUUACCCCUUCCCUCGUCCUGCACACUGAAGGUAACUGUAGUGUUUUUGACAACAGUUCAAUGAGCACUGACACAGGUUGGUCAUGGAGGCAGUUUAAUAUAUUUUGAAUAAAUUUAAGUUAUCAAGCGAUUACAGGACAAUUUUGUUGCUGUUUCCCACUCCUAGGUCGCAUCUGAGGUCUGCUUCCAUUUGCAAAUAAAACCUCCAACUGAAUGGUGACUGUUGGCUUAAAUAAAAAUCAGAAAUUUUUGAAGUGAUAUUGUUAAGGAAGGGUUAUACGUGUACAAGCAAAAUUGCAUGUGUUUUGACAGGAACGGUGUCCCAAACAACAAAGUCGUCCUCAGGAAAGCAUCUACCUUAAAACUUCAGUUAUUUUUGUAAGAGUUGGUUAGUUUCUGUCUCAGUCGGAAUUUAUCGACAAAGAUUGUUUAAAGUCACUGUAUAUAAAUAUUUCUCUUGCUAGUAUACUUCGUAUAAUCUUAACUCAGCUUCCAAAGUGAGAGUGUUCAGAAAUUGUACAUCUGUUCUGAAGCAAAUCCAUUGUGAUAAGCUGCUUCUAAAAUUUAAAUCUGAUCUAAUUUAAAAACUGAGUAAAACCUAAGGUUGAGAAGUUCAUUAUCCUGAAUGCUGGUGUUGCAGUACCUACUCCAUAUGGAUUCAUAUGUUAUAAGGUCCUAAAGGACACAGUCACUGCAACAAUCAAUCUGUAUCAUUAUCUAUAGAAUAACUCGUGGGCUGAAAGAAAAAGAAUUUGACAAAUAAAUUGAAUGUUUAUUUUUCUGUGGAAUUGAAAUGUUUUCAACAGUAAUUUAUAUCAUGGAUUUAUUUUGAAGUGGACAGGUUUGGAUUUGGUUUUUUUUCUCUACUUUAUUAGCUGCCAUUGUGGAUAGGGAGUGUUCAAUGUAUAGGAUACUUACCCAUUUCUUAGACAGUCACAAUGUAUAGAAUCUCAACAUGUCCCUAUCCUGUUCAUGUCAGAAUGUAUAGAAUCUAAACGUGCCCCUAUCCUUUGUGGUAUUGUAUCUCAAUACAUCUUAUCCUAUUUUAGAUUGAAGAGAACCCUGUCUAAACUCUACUACCUUUAUGUAAUUAAAACAAAAUCCUGCUUUCAGAAAGUGAAGAUGGAGCUUUAAAAAAUGCUGCUUGUUAAUAAAGUUACAUCAUGAAAUAA
Molecule: messenger RNA, 6776 nt
Organism: Chiloscyllium plagiosum (whitespotted bambooshark)
Lineage: Eukaryota; Metazoa; Chordata; Chondrichthyes; Orectolobiformes; Hemiscylliidae
Source: RefSeq, a predicted model, not a curated record